This is a messenger RNA of Saprolegnia parasitica CBS 223.65, 3655 nucleotides long. RefSeq lists its product as hypothetical. The transcript has 8 exons. Gene Ontology annotation, molecular function: calcium-activated cation channel activity. NCBI's taxonomy places the organism in Eukaryota, Oomycota, Saprolegniomycetes, Saprolegniales, Saprolegniaceae. Gene Ontology annotation, cellular component: plasma membrane. Bases 1 to 3579 code for a protein of 1192 amino acids. The record is from RefSeq and is a predicted model, not a curated record.
AUGGCGACUGCAGAGAGCGCGGUGUCGCUGGAGCUCGCGGCGUCCGAAGUUGUCGCUCAAGUCCUCGCCGACGUCGUCGCUGACGUCAUCGCCAACGACGCGGUCUGCGACCUCGUCGUCCCCUCGUCGCCGUCCGAGGCCCUGCGCAUCGAUGUGCCUCUGCACGACGAAAGUGUCGAGAACGUUCCGCCGGACGCCGUCGCGCUCACGAUCGAUCCGUCGGUCGCUGACGGGUUCGCGCCCAACGCCAUGUCCCCGACGGGCGACCCGCAGCUCGGCGGGUACCCGCCCGACUGCGGCACCAAGCACUACAAGUACUUAUCGUUUGCCAAGUGCCGGCGCGACCGCGGACUCACGCACCCCAUGUGCUACUCGUCGACGCUCGUCGACAAGAUGAACCACCCGGUGCCCGUGAUGUACCCGGUCUGCGGCACGGACUUUGGCGCGCACGCGUUCCACAAACUCCCGACCGACUCGAUGGUCUUGAGCAAGUACGGCCUCGGCAUCGCGCUCUACUUCAAGUUUCUCAAAGUCAUGGCCUGGGUCUUCCUCGUCAUGUUCCUUCUGAGCGUGCCGGCGAUGGCCAUCUUUGUCAUCGGCGGCAGCAGCAACAUCGACGCCGUCACGCUCAAGAUCCAGAAGAACCCGAUCUCGGUCCUCGGCAUGACGAGCAUGGGCAACCUCGGCCAGCAAACAACCACGUGCGGCCACGCCAAGGUCGGCGCGGCCCUCACGCUCACGUGCGACUAUGGCGAAAUCGGCAGCCUCGUCGCCUCGUACUCGAGCUACGACGACCAAGGAACGUGCGCGUGCCCCUCGCAGUACGCGCCCAACGACCAAGGCACGUGUCAGUCGAGCCCCGUGGACGUGAACGGCGUCUCGACCUGCUUGGCGUCGGGCCACGGCUGCUACGCGGGCAGCUACCCGUCCAUCAACACGCCUUGCUGCGCGUUCGAGAAGAAUGCGGAUGACAGCGCGAACUUCUCGGCGCUCGAAGUGCGCAGCGUGGCCGGCUGCAGCGGCCCCUUGGCGCAGUCGAUCGUGCAAGGCCUCUGCCUCGGCCAAACGUCGUGCACGUUCAACGUCACCGAGUCGAGCGACUAUCUCUGGAAGGCCGACAGCACGUGGAACACGACGUGUCCGCCCGGUAGCAACUCGAGCAUCUUUUGCAGCGCGGCGCUCCCGGCGGGCGGCAACUUUUCGGCGUGUCCGUCCCCUUCGACGCGCGGGCUCCUCGUUGUCGCCCAAUGCUUUACGACGCAAAUUGACAUUUCAACCUCGUGGGCGUUCCGCAUCAUGGGCUGGGAUGCAAUCACGCGCCCCAACUUUCUCAAGAUGGCGGUCGGUCUCGACGUCAUCGCCUGCGCCGUCUUUCUCCUCAUCGUGGUCUGGAUGAAGCGACAAGAGGCGAAUGCGAUGGCGCGCAUCGAGCACGAGCGCACGACGGUGCAGAAUUACACGGUGCAACUGCUGCAUGUGCCGAAACACACGGACGUCCGCAAGCUCGGCAAUGACCUCGCGACGCACCUGGAGACGGUCCUCAAUGCCAAAGAGCCCGUGUACAAUCCGAUUCCGGUCAAGGUCGCCGAUGUACACUUUGGCUUGACGAACGCCGUCCAAAUCGCCGUCAUGCGCAAGCGGGGCAAGGUGGCGGCGCGGCUCUUUCUCGAGAACCAGCGCAUCGCCAAGUUCAAGGCGCUGCAGGACAAGCUCAAGCCGCACAUCUUUGAGAAGCGGCUCGGGAAGCUGCUGAAGGCGUCCCGCACCAUGGACGAGAAACUCCAGAAGCACGACGAGUGGCUCGACGAAUGGGAAGCGGCACAGAAAGGGAAAGGGCUUGUCGCGGUCACGGCGUUCAUCACGUUUGAGGACGAAGAGGGCUACCUCCGCUGUCUGCGCGAGUACCCCAGUCUCGGCUUCUUGCACCGCCUUUUCCAGCCGUACCACAAACGCUUCAUGAAGAAACGCAUGCGCAUCGAGCCCGCGCCAGACCCGACCGAUAUCAUCUGGGAGAACCUCGACUACUCGUGGGCGGCGCGCCUGCUGCGUAUGAUCGGCGUCAACAUUGCCGCGCUCUUGCUCUUGCUGCUAAGCUUUCUCAUCAUUUACCUCGCAAAGACCAAGAAGAACGAGCUCACGGCCAAGUUUGCGACGCCGCUCGCGUGCCCCGCCAACGUGACGAAGUGGGACGUCAUCCAGGAGCAGACCGCGUCGUCGUCGCCCGCGACAGCCAUGGUCAUGUGCUACUGCAAGGCCGCCCUUCUCUCCACCGCGUCGUUGCCAGCGACCAUGGACUUGGAGUUUUACGACCCCGCGACCGCGACGUCGGCCAAGUACUGCAGAACGUGGGGCAGCGAAUACUUGACGAUCCAAGCGCUCAUGGUGGGGUCCGUCGUCGUCGUCGUCGUUGUCAACGCCCUCCUGACGCCCGUGCUGCAGUACCUCGUGCGGCUUCAGAGAAGCCAUACCCUCUCCGCCGUCAUCGUCUCGACCGUGCGCAAGAUUUUUCUCGCCCAGUUCUUCAACACGACGCUCAUCGUGCUCUUCCUCAACGCCAACCUCAGCGGGAUCUCGACCACGUCGAAUACUGGGUUUCACUUUGCCAGCUUGUCGCUCUUGAACGGCAAGUACGCCGACUUUAGCGUCGACUGGUACAACGACGUCGGCGUCGCGCUGCUGCUGACGAUGAUCAUCAACGCGGUCUCGCCGCAAAUCGGCGUCUUCGCCACGUUCCUUUUUCGGCAGAUUGCUCAGUGGCGCGACCGCAGCUUCACGUUCGACUUUACACGAACGCGGCAAGAGACGCAGCGCGACCUCGAGGCGCUCUACCGCGGCCCCGAGUUCGACCUCGCGACGCGCUACUCUCAGAUCAUCAACACGAUCUUCAUCACGCUCCUCUUUUCGUCGGGCAUGCCGCUCAUGCUGCUCAUCGGGCUCCUCAGCAUCAUCAUCACGUACUGGACCGACAAGUUUACCUUUCUGCGCGUCGUGCGGUCGCCGCCCCAGUACGACGGCCGGAUCGCGACCGUCGUGGGCUCGAUGCUACCGUACGCGAUCUUGCUGCACAUGCUCUUUGGCAUCUGGAUGUACUCGAACACCGACAUCUUCCAGUCGCCGGCCACCGAGCUCACGCUCCAUGGCUACAACCUCAACGCCGUUUUCGACAAGGGCGGCAAGAUCGUGACCCGCGCGACGGCGAUGCCCGCGGCGGUGCUCUUUGCUGCGGCCGUGGCCGGUGUGGCCGUCGUGCUUGUGCGGCUCGUUGUGUUUCAUUACCUCGGCGGCGCGCUGCGCUCGAUGUUUCCCAUGUGCACACGCAUGCUCCGAGAGGCCAAGCCGCCACGGCGCCUCCCAAACUACUUUGACGCGCUUCCGCUGCACGUCCUCUCAGAAGGCUUGGCGUCGACGAGCCUCAGGCCGUCGCUCAAGGCUGCGUACGCGGCUGCAAUUUCCCGCCGCAGCACCGAGGUGAAAGCGUCGUUGCAGCUCAGCGGGUGCCACUCGUACGACAUUCUGCACAACCCGAGUUACAAGGAGGCGUUCGGCGGCGGCGCGUUUGCGCGGCAGCUGCUCAAGUAGUCUAAAUGUGUACAUUCUCGUCCGUACACAUGUCUCAGAGACAUCCAAACUGCGUAAUAAUGUCUGCUGCAUCCAC